Messenger RNA from Botrytis byssoidea, 321 nucleotides. RefSeq lists its product as uncharacterized. The coding region runs from base 1 to 321 and encodes 106 amino acids. Lineage: Eukaryota; Fungi; Ascomycota; Leotiomycetes; Helotiales; Sclerotiniaceae. The transcript has 2 exons. The record is from RefSeq and is a predicted model, not a curated record.
AUGAACAGGGCAUCGUUAUGGAUGUGCCAGGCUAGAUUACACAGUAUAUUUCACAAAGAUAUAGGAGUUCUCAGCAAUCGUCGAGUCAUUCCUAAGCUCAAGGAGAAAACAACCGAGGAUUAUAGCACACGAGAAGGCCAGGCUUUUAUUGCUCCUGUAACGUCUCUCAAUCGAUGCCGCGGAGGGCAGAGGGAUGAUGUCAAAGAGGAAUGGAGAGAUAGCCAUAGCAACGAAGAAAAUGAAGAGACGGCAACUGUUCCGCUGUUGCCGGUCCCCAUGAGUGUUACUAGAGCCAGAGUUUCCUUGACUAAAAUACUUUGA